AUGAAAUCAUCAAGUAAUUCAUCACCACCAUUAAGAAAUUCAGUGAAUUCAGAGUUAAUAAUAGAUGAUUUUGAUACUGGUACAUUUGAUUGUACUAGUUGGAUUAAAUUAAAAACACUUCAAUUCUUUUCAGUAAUAGAUUCAUUUAAAAUUUCAACAUCAACAAAUGAUCAUACAGUUUUAGUAAUAGAUAAACAGCUAAGUGGUCCAUUCAGCUUAUUGUUUUCACUUGGCCAAUUAAAUGAAAAAGGAGUUCACAAAGUUAUUUACUUUGAUGAUUUACUUGUAUCACAACAUCCACAACAACCACAACAAAUUAAUCCAUCUCUAUCACCAGCAACAUCACUAAUAUUCUUUUGCAAAACAAGAUUAGAGAUUGUACAGAAAAUGGCACAAUUUAUUAAACAAAGACAAAAGUUACCACAGCAACAACAAUCACAAAAAUAUUUUUUAGUUUCAGUCCCAAAUUUAGAUGCCUCAUCAAAUUAUUUAUUAGAAUCUGAAGGUUUAUUAGAUUUUUUAAAAAUUGAAUCAUAUGAUUUAGGUUUUAUACCAUAUGAAAAUGACUUUUUUUCAUUGGAAAUGACAGAUUUUUAUUCAAAAUGUUUUGUAGAGAAUGAUAAUUAUCAGUUAAUGAAUAUUUCAAAGAGUUUAAUAAAGUUUCAGCAAUUAUAUGGACCAUUUAGGACUAUAGUUGGUAAAGGAAAUAAAUCCAAGCAACUAUUUGAAAAUUUAUCAAACUAUCAAUCAUUAAUACCACUACCACCAACUGGUGAAAUAUCAAAAUUAAAGACAUUGAUCAUUCUUGAUAGAACCAUCGAUUUAGUUCCAUUGCUAUGUACCCAACAAACCUAUCAAGGUAUUAUAGACGAAGUUUUAACUAUAUCAAAUAGCCUUAAUGUACAAUAUGAUAAAGAAGAGGAAGUCGAAGAAAUCGUUAUAAAUGAACAGACUAGACAACAAGAGAGAAGAAUCACAACCAAAAAGACAAAAGUUAAAUUUAAUUUACAAAAUGAUCCAUUCUUUCAACAGAUUAAAGAUAUAUCAUUCGCCUCCAUACCUACCUUAUUACAUAGCAGCUCUUUAAACUUUUCAAAAGAUUACCAAGAUUUAAAAAAAGAAAACUCUGCAACAGCAUCCUUACCAGAUAUCAAAAGACUUUUGUCGAGAAUCCCUGAUCUUUCAAAAAGACAACGAUCAUUAGAGACACAUACAAAUAUAACCGAAGAAUUAAUGAGACUGGUAAAUAGCGAUGACUUUUCAAAUAAAAUCGAUAUUGAAUCUCAAAUAUUGCAAUACACUCUCCUAGGCUUCAACUCCCAACAACAACAACAAGUUUUAGAUACUAUAGAAAAUUUAAUCAUUAGAAAGAAACCAAUGUUGCAAAUAUUACGUCUGUUAUCAAUCUAUUGUUUAACAAUGGGUAUCAAUCAAAAGACCUAUGCCAAUUUAAUCAAAGAUAUCAUUCAUGUAUAUGGUAUAGAAUCAACCACAACAAUUAUGCGUAUGGAAAAAGCAGGAUUAAUAGGUAUUAAAGAUAAUUUAAAAUUAAAACUUUCAAAUCAAAUUUUAAAAAAUUUUAAAUUAUUAAAAGACGAUGGCACCAGCAACAACAGCAACAACAGUGAUGAAUAUGAUAUUUAUUCAGGUUAUAUACCAUUAAUCACCAAAGUAGUCGAAGAAAUUCAAAAAAAUUUAAAUACCACCAACAGCAAAAACAAUUUAAAUUUCUCACAAUUAGAAUCAAAACUGCAAUCGAUCAACCAACCAUUUUUUGUUAAAGAAUUUAACAACGAUAACCUAUCAUCCUCAAACUCUUCCACCAGCUCCUCUUCCAACUACAAUCACAAUAGCUUUACAAUGAUUUUAUUUUUAGGUGGGGUAUCAUAUGCCGAAAUCAGUUCCCUUAGAACCUUAAAGAAAAAAUAUGGAAGAGGAAAUUUCGAUUUUAUUUUUUCAACAACAAAUAUUGUAAAUGGAAAUAAUUUUUUAAAUAAUUUAUAA
This is a messenger RNA of Dictyostelium purpureum, 2004 nucleotides long. RefSeq lists its product as uncharacterized. Gene Ontology annotation, biological process: intracellular protein transport; vesicle-mediated transport. The transcript has 2 exons. Bases 1 to 2004 code for a protein of 667 amino acids. Lineage: Eukaryota; Evosea; Eumycetozoa; Dictyosteliales; Dictyosteliaceae. Gene Ontology annotation, cellular component: CORVET complex; vacuole. The record is from RefSeq and is a predicted model, not a curated record.